AAAGACAUUAAUGCAUUGGAAAUUUUCAGUGGACUAUCAAACUUGCAGAGUUUAUACUUGAAUAGUAAUAAAAUUAGAAAUUUAAAGAUCUUAAAAGGCUUUCAAAAUUUAAAAGACUUGAUCACAUCAUAUAAUGAGAUUUCUAGAGUACAGUUAGGUGGGUUGAAUAGACUAGAAAAUCUAAAUUUGUUUUAUAAUAAAAUUGAAAGUUUCCAGGUGCUUUGUGGAUUAAAAAAAUUAAAAAGCUUAACAUUGAAUUAUAACAAAAUGUCCAAGAUCUCAAAUCUAAAUGGAUUGGUCAACAUGCAAAGUUUGGACUUGUCAAAUAAUGAGAUUUCUAAAAUUGAGAACCUAUCCAAUUUACAAAAUCUAGAGCAUUUGAAUCUCUCUUUCAAUAAAAUUUCCAAGAUUGAAAACUUAAGCAAUUUAAAGAUGUUGAUAGACUUGAACUUGUGGAAUAACAAAAUUGGCAAGAUCGAAAAUAUAGACCAAUUAAGCAGAUUAUCCACCAUCUGCCUAAACCACAACCGAAUCAGCAAAAUCGAAAACAUAGGACAAUUAACAGGGCUAGAAAAUCUCUUUUUGGCACACAACACCAUUAAAGAAUUGGAGCACUUCAAGGGAAUAUCCCAUCUCAAACAGCUCGAUGUGUCGUUCAACAAAAUCCUGAAGGUCAGUAGCCUAUCAAGCGUCUUCAGCUCCAGGUUUAGCGUGUUCCGAAAACACACAACAACGACCGAACAGCCAGCAAAGUUGGUACGCCUAAAUCUCUCAGGCAAUCCCAUCAAAAAAGCUGACAAUUUGUGCUCUCUUCCUGAAGGCUGCAAAAUAAUCGACGACAAAAAGCACUGAAAGCACUGAAAGCACUGCUGGAUCAAAAGCUUUGAUUCAAAACUCCUGCACAACCCCGGCUUUCCACCAAUCGGCGGCCGCAGCUGUUUUUUU
Molecule: messenger RNA, 945 nt
Organism: Ascoidea rubescens DSM 1968
Lineage: Eukaryota; Fungi; Ascomycota; Saccharomycetes; Ascoideales; Ascoideaceae
Product: L domain-like protein
Exons: 1
Coding region: 268-852 (194 amino acids)
Molecular function (GO): protein binding
Source: RefSeq, a predicted model, not a curated record